Messenger RNA from Scheffersomyces amazonensis, 3268 nucleotides. It is a transcript of the gene PUF3, whose product is annotated as mRNA-binding protein. The transcript has a single exon. Lineage: Eukaryota; Fungi; Ascomycota; Pichiomycetes; Serinales; Debaryomycetaceae. The record is from RefSeq and is a predicted model, not a curated record. The coding region runs from base 298 to 3012 and encodes 904 amino acids. Gene Ontology annotation, cellular component: cytoplasm. Gene Ontology annotation, molecular function: mRNA 3'-UTR binding. Gene Ontology annotation, biological process: nuclear-transcribed mRNA catabolic process, deadenylation-dependent decay.
UACGACUGAUCUCCCCCCCCCCCCACAAUACAGCAUAAAGCUAAGGUAAAACCAGCUAAGCUAAGCUCAACUAUCUCACUACUUCCAGCGACCAGUGUUUGUGCUUUUGUUUCCCACUGUAGAAGCAGAUCGUUAGGCAGACUACUACGCUAAACGUCAGCGAUCACUUCAUCAGUAUCACAAAUCACCUUUUUGUACAUAGAUUCUACCACCUAACUUGUAAAAAGAAUUCAGUUUACUCAUCCUAUAUAUAACUACUACAACCACUACUAAUUUUUACUAACUUUUAUUGUCACUAUGCCCUCCGAAACUAUAUGGUCUAGUGGUGGUAAUACUUCACCAAUUCAAUCUCAUGGUGUAUCUCAAUAUAGAUCAGUAUUAGAUUCAGUUGAUCCAGAAGUGGCUAAAUUAUUAUCCACUACAUCUUCUUCAACUCCUGCCAAUGAUAAUGAUAGACGUUUUUCAUUUAAUGAUGGUUCAGAUAUUGAUGGAUCAAUCUUUGGAUUAAAAAAGGGAACUUUUUCGGCUAUUACUGCUCCUGUUGGAGGAACUGGUAAUGGACCAAAUAGUGCUAAUUUAGUUAAUAAUUCUUCAACUACAAAUCCAAGAUUAAAUUUUGGAACUGCCUCUAUUAGUGGAGGUAUUGCAAGUAGACAUCCUCAUCCUCAAGAUAGCUUUUUACAAAAAUUUGCUUCUGUGGCUGAUGCUACUAGAGAAAUUGAAUUAUCAAAUGGAUUUACUAAAUUAAAUCUUGAUAAUUCAAAUUCAAGAAGAACAAGUUUUAAUACUAAUAAUCCAGUAUCAAAUGAUUCACCAAUUAUUUUAAGUUCUCCUCAUGGAUCAAUGAAUGAAAAUUUAAAUAUGCCAGCUCCAAGAAAUUCAAGACAUCAAUCUAUUAGUGAAAAAAUUGAUCAAUAUAAUAAUACUUCACCAAUUCAAGCUAGUGCUGCUUUAUCAGUAAAUUCUGAUUUAAAUUCAAUUCCUAAUGAUAAUUUAAAUUUAAAUCAUUCCCUUUCUAAUAAUGGUCCAAAUUCAAAAAUUCCAAAUGGUGGUAAUGGUAAUCAAAAUCAUAUGCCUCAUAAUUUUUGGAAUCCAGCAACUGCUUCAUCUUUUACUCCUGCUGCUUCUUCUUAUCAAUAUUUUAUGGAUGGUAUUCCUGAAGGAGUUCAUGUUCCACCACCUCAAGUUUUUAAUCCUUAUGGUGGAGCAGGAAUUAGAAAUCCAUUAAAUGGUAAUAAUUCAAAUAUUCCUCCUAUUACUCCUCCUCCAUUUAUGCUUUCUUCUCCUCCUCCACAAUUUAUGGAUCCGGCUUUAUUUAAUCUUAUGAAUUAUGGUCCAAUUAAUUCUACUAAUAAUCCAACAAAUCUUAGUAAGAAUGAUUCUGAAAGUGGUGAAAAUAAUUCAGAAAGAGAUAGUGAAGCCUCUAAUUCAGCUAAUACUGAAACUAAUUCUAAUUCUCAAACUACUAAGGGAACUCCAAAAUCUAAGAAUAAUAUUAUUACUCCUGGUAUUGGAAUGAUGAAUAGACAAUUACCUCCUGCUUCAUUUAUGUUUCAUCCUUAUAAUCCUUAUUCAGUUUAUCAUCAAUCUCCACCUCCAAUUGGAAUUCCUCCUUUAUCACCUAAUCCUUUACCAUUAGAUGGUAAUCUUGCUCCUCAAGGUUUUAUUGAUCCUUCGAUUGUUCCUCCACCUCAACAAUCUCAAUCUCAACAAUCUCAAUCUCAACAACAACAACAACAACAACAACCUGGUAAUGGAGAUUUCCCACCUCUUGCCCCAAUUCAACAAGCUCCUUCAACUAAAACUCCACCAAAUUCUAAUGGUGGAGGUAAAAGAAAGAAUGGUGGGUCUAAAAGUGGUAAUUCCAAUACUAAUGGUAAUAACAAUGGUAAUGGUAAAGGAGGUGCCAAUCAUAUUUAUAGAUCUCCAUUAUUAGAAGAAGUUCGAUCCAAUUCUAAAGGCAAAGAAUAUUAUUUAAAGGAUAUUUAUGGACAUGCUGUUGAAUUUACAAAAGAUCAACAUGGAUCAAGAUUUAUUCAACAAAAAUUACCUGAUGCAACUGAUGAAGAAAAGGAAGUUAUAUUUAAUGAAAUUAGAGAUAUUUCAUAUGAAUUAAUGACCGAUGUAUUUGGGAAUUAUGUCAUUCAAAAAUAUUUUGAAUUUGGAUCAAUGACUCAAAAGAAAGUUUUAUUAGAUUAUAUGUUAGGACAUAUUUAUGAAUUAUCUUUACAAAUGUAUGGAUGUAGAGUUGUUCAAAGAGCAUUAGAAGCAAUUGAAUUAGAUGGACAAAUUAAAAUCAUUGAAGAAUUAAAAGAUUUUAUAUUAAUUUGUGCAAAAGAUCAAAAUGGGAAUCAUGUAAUUCAAAAAUCGAUUGAAAGAAUUCCAUUUAAUAAAAUUCGAUUUGUAUUAGAAAGUCUUGAAAAUCAAAUUUAUCAUUUAUCAACUCAUCCUUAUGGAUGUCGAGUUAUUCAAAGAUUAUUAGAAUUUAGUGAUAUUAAAGAUCAAGAAGUUAUUUUAAAAGAAUUGAAUAGAUUUAUCUUUUAUUUAAUUCAAGAUCAAUAUGGGAAUUAUGUAAUGCAACAUAUUUUAGAACACGGAGAAUUAAGAGAUCGUGAAGAAAUUUUAAAAGUUGUAUUAGGAGCCGUAGUUAAUUUCUCCAAACAUAAAUUUGCUUCAAAUGUUAUUGAAAAAUGUAUUAAAUUUGGUACUUUAGAUCAAAGAAGAAGAAUUUUACAUGAAGUUAUGCUUGGUAAUGAAGAUUUUACUAUUGAAUUAGUUGAUGAUGAUUCUCCUUUAGCAUUAAUGAUGAAAGAUCAAUAUGCUAAUUAUGUUAUACAAAAAUUAGUUGAAGGAUUUGAUGCUAAAAGUGAAGAAAAGAAGGUCUUGGUAGUUAAAUUAAGACAAUAUUUAAAACAAAUAAGUUCAAGAAAUACUUAUGGAAAACAUUUAGCAUCAGUUGAAAAGAUGAUUAUCGUUGCGGAAACGGCUUUAGAUGAAGCCGACAAUAAUUAGAUGGAUACAUACAUACCUCCUUUAGGUUACUUAUCCUACACUACUACAAAAAGUUAUACAUGACUUAAAUUUUAAUUUUUUAUACUUUCUUAAAUAGCCAAUUAGUUGUUUUCAAAAAUUCAUAAAAACCAAAACAAUUCAAAACCAAUCUGGGACAUUAUUUCAUAUCAUAUGAAUACUUUAUUUGUAUGAAUUAUUAUUAUUAUUAUUAUUAUUAUUAUUACUAUUACUAUUUAUAUCUUCUUGUCAAUGUUUA